This is a messenger RNA of Orussus abietinus, 2606 nucleotides long. Its product is annotated as 2',5'-phosphodiesterase 12. The transcript has 6 exons. Lineage: Eukaryota; Metazoa; Arthropoda; Insecta; Hymenoptera; Orussidae. Gene Ontology annotation, molecular function: 3'-5'-RNA exonuclease activity. The record is from RefSeq and is a predicted model, not a curated record. Bases 159 to 2012 code for a protein of 617 amino acids. Gene Ontology annotation, biological process: nuclear-transcribed mRNA catabolic process, deadenylation-dependent decay. Gene Ontology annotation, cellular component: mitochondrion.
UUCUGUAAGCUGUAUGAUCCACUCCCUGUAUUUCACAGUUUCGCACGUGGCUUGUAAAAUAUGAGGAAUUGAUCCCAGAGUUACUUAGCACGAGAUGUAAUGAUACUUGAAUGUUUUCUUUACGCGUGUCAUCUUAAUAUACAGUUUUAUUACAUAUUAUGUCUGGUUCAUUUUUGCUGAAGUGGCAUAUUCGUAAAGAAUAUAUAACCUCGUUAUUGCUUCCAUUGAAAUUUACCCAGCAAUGUCGUUUUAAUCAUUGUCAACCACGGUUAAUUUUUAAAAUGAACGAAGUCUUUUUACGUUAUGAAAAAGGGAAUGACACCUUCGACGUGUCUUUCCGGUAUGUAAACCCAGAUUUAAACGUGGAUCGGCAAUUUAAUUUUACCAGAAAGUCGACUGAAACGAUAUCAAAUUUCUUGAAGAGAAUUAACGCAAAUGUAGGAAAAAUAAUCUCAAACAAACAGGCAAGAAAGCUGAAAAAGAAAGCAAAGGCCGCAAGUGCAGGUAUUGAAGUAGUAUCGCUGCCAGUGGAAGAACAAGAGGUUAAAGCACUAUUUCUUCAAAAUGAUGAACCGAUCAAUGAAGAACUUUCAUGCGAGACAAUUCUACAAAACACUGAAAAUCUGACAUUGGUUGUUGGGAAUAUGAUAUAUUCUAUAAAGUUAAAUGCACCAUGGAUUAGUGAUUUAGCUUUACCUUCAAGUAUGCUUGCUGGAUUUCCAGUUUAUCCAUCAAAACUUGAAUGCAUGCACAUGAAUAAAGAGAAGUCAAUAUUUAUUUGGUCAAAAUCAAAUGUUAUACACCAAGAAAAACAUUCAGGAAAAAUAGUUAAAGAGUGGCAAGAUGUAGGCAAAGGAUUUGUUUAUUUACCAACUACAUCUGAUAUUGGUUAUAAACUGAAGCUUAGCUGUCUACCAAUUAAUGAAAAAUAUUCCGGACCUGUUAUUGAAGCAGAAUCACCCUCGGUGGUUGAAGCUGGACCAGGACAUUGUCCAUUUGAAACACGCCAUGCUUUUACUGCUACUAAACUAUCAGGAAAAAGUUUCAGAAUAGUGUCAUAUAAUAUAUUAGCUGAUACUUAUGCAGAUUCUGACUACUCUAGGGAGUCUUUAUUUCCUUAUUGUCCACCUUAUGCCUUGGCAAUUGAUUACCGAAAACAACUUAUUCUUAAAGAAUUAUUAGGCUAUAAUUCAGAUAUUAUAUGCCUUCAAGAAGUGGAUGCUAAAGUGUAUUCUAUGGACUUGCUUCCAUUUCUUUCUACGUAUAAAUAUGAUGGUGUGUAUAAUAAAAAGGGAUGUCAAGUAUCUGAAGGACUUGCAACAUUAUUUAAUGCAGAGAGGUUUGAAAAUUUAUACUUUGAAUUUACCCUCAUCAGUGAAAAUGUUCAUGUAGAUGUCUUUAAUGAUGUCUGGUCAAAGAUAAAAAAUGACAAAUUCAAAGAGCGCUUCCUGGAGAGAAAUACUACUGUACAGGUAACCGUGCUACAAUCAAAGGAAAAUCCUUCUGAAAUUAUUGUUAUUGGUAAUACCCAUCUCUAUUUCCACCCUGAUGCAGAUCAUAUACGACUGUUACAAGCAUUUUAUGCAUUAAUAUAUACUCGUAGCGUAGCUGAAUCCAUAAAGAAGAAGUACCCAAGUAAGAAUGUUAGCAUCAUUCUGUGUGGCGAUUUCAACAGUUCACCACAAGAUGGUAUAUACCACCUAAUGACGCAAAAUCAUAUUCCCGAAAAUCAUAAAGAUUGGUGUGCAAAUCCAGAAGAAGCAGUUCAAAGCGUUUCCCUUUCGCACGAUCUUGAACUGGCCAGUGCAUGUGGUACGCCCCAGUACACAAAUUAUACAGUAGAGUUUGCUGAUUGUUUAGAUUACAUAUUUUACCAAACAAACUCUUUAAAAGUGGCUCAGAUUGUUCCAAUGCCAAGUAUCGAAGAGCUUCAACUACAUUCUGCACUACCAUCAGUAGUGUUUCCUAGUGAUCAUAUUUCAAUUUGUGCUGAUUUAAAGUGGAUUAUAUAGUUGUAAAUUAUAUAGGUAUCACAUUUUUAUAUAUAAAUAGUACAGCGCUUUGUAAUUAAAUGCAAAUAUUAAUGGAAGCAUUCUAUUAUGUACCAUAGCUACAUAAAUAUUAAAAUACUUAUAUGAUGUACUAGACUUUUGUAUCUAAUUUAUUUACUCUGAUGUGUACACGUAAAAUCAUUCUGUGUGAAUAUUAUACAUUUGUAUGUAAAUCAGUGUUUCUAAAUGAAGUGAUACUGCUGAAAAAGUCGCAAAUUUACUUAUUUUCUUUUCCUACUACAAAUUCGGUUCAUUUAUUUAAUAUGUAAUAGAGCAUCGACAAAAAGACUUUAAACACAAAUUGUAAGUUGCAGACAUUUAAAAGAAGAGCUGAUUUGUUAAAAGUUAUAGAGAGCAGUAAGCAAUAUUUUACCUUUAACUGCAUCAAGGGUUCAAAUCUUAGUUGUCAAACUAGUCCGUUUAAAAUUUAUAAAAUUUUAAGCAGGCUAGUCAAAUGGAAGCGGAACUCAUACAACCGUGUUAGAAACUUCCAGUUAAUGCAGAUGUUUGGUACUAGUUUCUAGGUACAUGGAACAAACUCUAAACGGAUGUAAC